Messenger RNA from Adineta steineri, 831 nucleotides. The record is from the annotation of a GenBank genome assembly. NCBI's taxonomy places the organism in Eukaryota, Metazoa, Rotifera, Eurotatoria, Adinetida, Adinetidae.
AUGUUCGAUUCUGCAUUUUUUCGUGCCGCUGGAGUGGUCGCAGUCAUGAGUGUCUGCAUUUAUAGUAUGUCUAUUUUUGACAAAAUACAGAUUUACACAGGAGUUGACGAGUAUGCUGAAAAACCUUGGCCAUCAAUGCCAUCAUAUUUUGCUAUGCCAUUGAAUACAUUAAUUAAUAUUAUUUAUACUUUUCUCGGAGUCUAUUGGUUAUUUUUACGUCGUCAAAAAAGAGAUCAUAGUAUCAAUUUACGUGUUUUUUGUUGGAUUAUUAUUAUUUAUAGUGGAGUUCAGUUAUUUCGUAUUAUUACACAACAACAUUUUUUUGGUGUACUUGAUCAAUGGUAUACAUUACAUAUAGCUUCAUGGGUAUUUCUCUGGGCAUUGAGCUUACAAUUGGAGAAGGACAACUGGAUAGUAAAAAAUUUCAUUCUAAUUGAAUUAAUCUUAUGUCUUUCGUAUCCAAUUCUCGGUAAUCUACAUCCCCAUGGUUAUGAAGUAACAAUUGGCACGCACCUUAUUCUCAUUCUUGUAGCAGUCAUUCGUCUUCAUAUGAAUCUAAAAAAUGAAAAAGAUGCUAAUUUUCGUUUAUGUUUGUUAUGUAUAUGUGCAUCCUGUUGUAUAGGUUUUGUAUUAUUUGAUUUAUUGGAAUUGUAUUUAGCAACUUUAUGGCCAUCUAUGUUUACUGUUUGGUCAGGACAUUUCUUUUCAAGAGUAUGUGAUAUUCUACAAAUUCAUUUUAUGAUUACACUCUUAACAAUGAUUGAAGACUAUAAAUUUCAAGAACAUAACGAAAAAGUUAAAUUGAAGAGAAUAACACAAAAAUAUAAAUAG